AUGACCGCCUCGCCGCCGCUGGCCGCCAUCGCGUCGGUGGCUGCAGGCGACACGCCGGACUCUGUCGUCGUGCGCUGCCUCAGUUUCUCCUUCCCCUUCAGCCCCCCCGUCAUCCACGACCUCAGCCUGGAGCUGCCCCGCGGCUCUCGCUGCCUGCUGACGGGCGCAAACGGCGCGGGCAAGACGUCGCUGCUGCAGGUGCUGGCCGGCAAGUACAUGGUUGGGCAGGACACGGUUCGUAUUCUCGGGCGCCCCGCUUUCCACGACAUCCAGCUGGUGGCCAGCGGCGACUUGAGCUACCUGGGGCCGCAGUGGCGCCGCGACAUCGCCUUUGCCGGCAACAACGUUCCCAUGCAGGGCGACAUUGCGGCGGGGCAGAUGCUGAUGGGGGUGGAAGGCGUGGACCCUGAGCGGCGGGACAGGCUCAUAAAGCUCCUCGAUGUCGAUCUGAGCUGGCGGCUCAACAAGGUGUCGGACGGCCAGCGGCGGCGCGUGCAGAUCUGCAUGGGGCUGCUCAAGCCCUACCAGGUGCUGCUGCUGGAUGAGAUCACGGUGGACAUGGAUGUGGUGGGGCGCCUCGACCUGCUGGCCUUCUUCACGCAGGAGUGCGAGGAGCGGGGCGCCACCAUCAUCUAUGCCACCCACAUUUUCGAUGGGCUGGAGAGCUGGCCCACGCACUUUGCCUAUUUGGAAGGCGGCAGGGCGGUGCGAGGUGGCCCUGUCAGCGGCAUCCCCGAGCUCCACACGGGCAGCAAGCUGCUGCAUGUCGUUGAGGGAUGGCUGAGACAAGAGAAGGCGGAGCGUCGGAGGCGGCAGGCGGCAGCGGGCGAGCAGGCGGCGGCACCGGUCGCGCCCCGCAUCUCCCACCCGCUCAUGCCCUCCAAGCACAUGGCAUUCUUCAGAUAG
This is a messenger RNA of Chlorella variabilis, 906 nucleotides long. RefSeq lists its product as hypothetical. NCBI's taxonomy places the organism in Eukaryota, Viridiplantae, Chlorophyta, Trebouxiophyceae, Chlorellales, Chlorellaceae. The record is from RefSeq and is a predicted model, not a curated record. Gene Ontology annotation, molecular function: ATP hydrolysis activity; ATP binding. The coding region runs from base 1 to 906 and encodes 301 amino acids. The transcript has 8 exons.